UGGAUCACGUGACACAGGAAGAACGCGAAACUACAGAGAUCAGAAAAGAGAACGUCCUGUCCGAUAUCUCCUGUUCACAUAAAUGCACUUCAUAUGACAGUAAUUGGCUACAGUAUCCGUAGUCUUAAUCUCAAACGAUGGGAAAAGAUCGCGCUCAUCCCUGCCUCGGAAUGGUAGUUUACGGAUAAACACCGCCGGUUCAAUGGCCGCCACGGCGGGGAGCGAAGCCCGUACGACCGGCCCUGGCGAGGGGGCAGUGGGGGGACCGCCAGGGGCACUGCCUCCAAUCCGCCCGCAUAUCCUUUCUUCGGCAGCCACCACUGCUUCCCCGGGGUCUCUAAUGGUGGAAUCGGUGGAUGAUGCGGAGGGGCUUUAUGUCGCGGUGGAGCGGUGUCCCCUCUGUAACACAGCCCGUCGCAGGCUCACUUGUGCCCGCUGCAUUCAGACUGGUGAUUUCGUUUACUUCGAUGUUAGAGACCCUGAACGGUACACUGAAAAAUUUGAAAGACUGAAAAAGCUGAAGGAUGAAAAAGAAGACCUACAACAAAGAGUUAUGAAGGCCAUGGACAAGAAGAUUCAGGCUGAUAAGCUUAAGUGGACGAUCAUGUCAUGCAGGAUGAAAAUUGAGCAGCUGAAAGAAGCCAUCCUCAGUGGACAGGAGGAAGUCAAGAGUGGUAAGGACCUGUUUUUGCGCUCCCAAGAGGAAGGCCAGAGGCUGCAGCGGAGAGCCAGCCGGCACCAGGACAAGAAGGAGAAGAUUGAGCGGCACAACCGGCGCCUGGGCGAGCUGCUGGAGAAGAAGGGCCGGGAGCUGCAGGGCCGUCUGGACCAGCAGGCCGAGAUCCGCCGCGGACACAUCCUGGAGCUCACCACCCACAUCUUCCCCAUGCAGGAGGAGAAGCUGGGCACCAGGGACCCAGCGGACGUGGUAGCGGAGUGUGACCUUGCCCUGACCUCCAGCACGGUCAGCGAGCUGGCCGAAGCCCGCCGAACCACCUACAUGUCAGGCCGCUGGAUCUGGGAUGACCAGAACGGUGAAACCAGCAUCAGCAUCACAGGCCCACGGGUCAUGCUGCCUAGCAAUGGGGACUGCUCUGCAUACUACAGCUGGGUGGAGGAGAAGAGAACCAGCCAGGGUCCUGAGCUGGACCAUAUUAACCCCGCCCACACCAUCAGCACUGCCCUGUGUUAUGCAACCCAGCUCGUCACCAUCCUGUCCCAUAUCCUCGAUGUCAACCUUCCCAAGAAGCUUUGCAACAGUGAGUUCUGUGGGGAGAAUCUGAGCAGGUACAGAUUCACUCGCGCCAUCACCAAGCUCAACACCAACAUCCUGCACCUCUGCUUCUCCCAGCAUGUAGACAGCGACCUGCUUCACCCCCACCACACCCUCAGGAACAUCAUGUUUCUGGUUGCCGCUGACAACAAGAACCUGGGCAGGACGGGCCCAUUCGAGGUGACGGCGGAUCUGGAGGACUCCAUGGAGUUUGUGGAGCCGGAGGCGGCGGGCCCGGCCGAGGAGAGCGGGGACGAGGCGGUGUCGGACGAGGAGACCGACCUGGGGACGGACUGGGAGACGGUCCCCAGCCCGCGCUUCUGCGACAUCCCGUCCCAGCCCAUGGAGCUGUCGCAGAGCGCCGCCCUGCAGGCCUCCCAGCCCAGCGCCAACGCCGGCGGCAUGAUCUCCUCAGCCGCUGCCUCCGUCACGUCCUGGUUCCGCGCCUACACCGGCCAGCGCUGAGGGCCCCAAAGACCGGCCUCGUGCAGGUCUGUGUGUGACAGGGGCUUUGGAGAUCUUAUUUUAUAAAAAAUAAAAAAAAGACUGUUCCUACUUUUAAAAUACUUUUUUUGCUGGCUUCUCCCAUGUGACAUGUAGCCGUGACAUCUGGAUUACUGUUGGAUGUAACCCAUCGGAGCUCUAAUACAUUUCUAGGUUAUUUUAGUUUUUUUCUUUGCGUGUCUGAGACUGCUGAAGAAUUUUUGAACUGAAGUAUUUGACAACUGUGAAAUUACGAUUUCAGACUCAUGGUUUCACAAGCAAUACUUUGGAUGGGAUGUUAAAAUGUGACAGGCCGCUUGCGUACUGUAUGCAGAGCAAAGUGUGCACGACACCAAGGCAACUGCCAAACUCCUGAGGCAACGGCAGUGUUGAGGAGCAGAACAGUUCCAGCGUGUAAAGGAUGUUGAUCAAUGUUAUUUGAAAGGUUUCCAGAAAAUGGGUGAUUUUGACAUUGUAUAGUUCUUAUACACUUUAUCUGCUGCCAUAAAUUGUCUGAUUUGAAUGUU
This is a messenger RNA of Conger conger (European conger), 2283 nucleotides long. RefSeq names its product autophagy related 14 (gene atg14). Lineage: Eukaryota; Metazoa; Chordata; Actinopteri; Anguilliformes; Congridae. Gene Ontology annotation, biological process: autophagosome assembly; cellular response to starvation; mitophagy. The coding region runs from base 203 to 1738 and encodes 511 amino acids. Gene Ontology annotation, cellular component: extrinsic component of phagophore assembly site membrane; mitochondria-associated endoplasmic reticulum membrane contact site; phosphatidylinositol 3-kinase complex, class III. The record is from RefSeq and is a predicted model, not a curated record. The transcript has 10 exons.